Molecule: messenger RNA, 3016 nt
Organism: Physeter macrocephalus (sperm whale)
Lineage: Eukaryota; Metazoa; Chordata; Mammalia; Artiodactyla; Physeteridae
Gene: ALDH1A2
Product: aldehyde dehydrogenase 1 family member A2
Exons: 12
Coding region: 748-2238 (496 amino acids)
Molecular function (GO): aldehyde dehydrogenase (NAD+) activity
Source: RefSeq, a predicted model, not a curated record
GCUUCGGGCCGCGUUUCGGGAACUGCGUGUGCGCGGGGACUGGGGUCGCUGCGGAGGGCCGGGCGCAAAUGCCCGGGGAAGGAGAGCGGAGGGCGUCCCGCGGGUCCCCGGGAGAGAAGGGGAGACGGGCUUCCGCGGGCGCCGGGCGGUAGGGGAUCUCCGCGUCCGCUGCAGCGUCUCUCGCCCCAUCCUCUGCCGGGCCCCCUCAGCGCCCCAGCCUUCUCCCGCCGACACCGCGCCCUGCUCUCGGGGCCGCGUCAGCACCGGGCCGCUCGGGUCCCCCGCCAGCCCCCGCUCCGCUUCCGGGUACACGACCCGCGCCCCAUAUCCGCCAAGGUGUGUCUUCCGCUGACACGGGCCCGGCCGGAGCGAGGCCAGUCCAGCCAGCUGAGCCCCGCGCGGCCGCGGCGCAGGUUUGCUCUCCCGCCGUCGAGGACUGCGGCGGCCGCGUGGGCGUGGGCCGGUCCCCGCGGCCAGGGGGGACAGGGGUACGGCAGGCGCACUUGACCGUGGGUCCCGAGCGUCCGAGCCGCGCUGCGCCGGUGGCGGGCUUUAUGUAAAUCGGGGCUGAGCCGGGGCGUCCUAGGUAGGAUGGACCAGCCCCCCGCGCCUCGGCCCUCACGUCCAAUAAGAAGAGCCCCAGCUUGACACCUGCCUAUAUACAGGCGAGCGCGCCCCCGGCUCGCGGACCGAGCGCACAGCCCGCACAGCCCACGCCGCGGGCGAGCGAGACCUCGGCCCGCCUUCAUGACUUCCAGUAAGAUCGAGAUGCCCGGCGAGGUGAAGGCCGACCCCGCCGCCCUCAUGGCGUCCCUGCACCUCCUGCCGUCGCCCACGCCCAACCUCGAGAUCAAGUACACCAAGAUUUUUAUUAACAACGAGUGGCAGAACUCGGAGAGUGGGAGAGUGUUCCCUGUCUAUAAUCCAGCCACAGGAGAACAGGUGUGUGAAGUUCAAGAAGCAGACAAGGCAGAUAUAGACAAAGCAGUGCAGGCAGCCCGCCUGGCUUUCUCUCUUGGCUCAGUGUGGAGAAGGAUGGAUGCUUCAGAAAGAGGACGUCUGUUGGAUAAGCUUGCAGACUUGGUGGAACGAGACAGGGCAGUCCUUGCAACCAUGGAAUCCCUAAAUGGUGGCAAACCAUUCCUGCAAGCUUUUUACGUCGAUUUGCAAGGAGUCAUCAAAACCCUUCGGUAUUAUGCAGGCUGGGCUGAUAAAAUUCACGGGAUGACCAUUCCUUGGAACUUCCCCCUGCUGAUGUUUGCCUGGAAAAUUGCUCCAGCUCUGUGCUGUGGCAAUACAGUAGUUAUUAAACCAGCAGAGCAAACACCACUCAGCGCGCUCUACAUGGGAACCCUCAUCAAGGAGGCUGGCUUUCCACCGGGAGUCAUCAAUAUUUUGCCAGGAUACGGGCCAACGGCCGGGGCAGCAAUAGCUUCUCACGUUGGCAUAGACAAGAUUGCGUUCACAGGGUCUACUGAGGUUGGAAAGCUUAUCCAAGAAGCAGCGGGAAGAAGUAAUUUGAAACGAGUAACUCUGGAACUUGGAGGGAAAAGUCCCAAUAUUAUUUUUGCAGAUGCUGAUUUGGAUUAUGCCGUGGAGCAGGCUCACCAGGGUGUGUUCUUCAACCAAGGCCAGUGCUGCACUGCAGGAUCUCGCAUCUUUGUGGAGGAGUCCAUCUAUGAAGAGUUUGUGAGAAGAAGCGUGGAGCGGGCUAAGAGGCGCAUAGUGGGCAGCCCCUUUGACCCCACUACCGAGCAGGGACCCCAGAUUGAUAAGAAACAGUACAACAGGAUCCUGGAACUCAUCCAGAGUGGUGUGGCCGAAGGCGCCAAGCUGGAGUGUGGAGGCAAAGGGCUGGGCCGAAAGGGGUUUUUCAUCGAGCCCACGGUGUUUUCCAACGUCACCGAUGACAUGCGGAUUGCCAAGGAGGAGAUCUUUGGCCCUGUUCAGGAAAUUUUGAGGUUUAAGACUAUGGAUGAAGUUAUUGAAAGAGCCAAUAACUCAGACUUUGGACUUGUAGCAGCGGUCUUUACUAAUGACAUCAACAAGGCCCUCACGGUGUCUUCUGCAAUGCAAGCUGGGACUGUUUGGAUCAAUUGUUACAAUGCCUUAAAUGCCCAGAGUCCCUUUGGGGGAUUCAAGAUGUCUGGAAAUGGGAGAGAAAUGGGAGAAUUUGGUUUGCGAGAGUACUCCGAAGUUAAGACUGUGACAGUAAAGAUCCCCCAGAAGAACUCUUAAGAUGGCCAAGAAGGAAGGUGAAGGCCAGCCUGCACGACUCUCCCCCUCUGCUUUCCCUGUGGGGCCCAGCUCUCAGGAAUCCAAACUUGAUACUCAGUCCUUACUUAACGAUUUAAAUGACAGCAGGUAGGCCAGGCCAUUCGCUGCAUAAAGAAAGCAAACCAGUUGGGCGUGGUUUCUUGGCACCCUGUGAGGGAUCACCUUAACAGUACCAAAUAUUGGGGAAAGUGGGAUAAAGGCACGAGGAGUAGCUUUCGGGCAUACCCAGUAUUUCUUUCUGGGGUGAGGGGCUGAAUGAGGGAGCUGUAUUAUUUGAUGCCUUCUGUCACAAAGGACUUUGCUUGUGAGCAAAGGUAGCCUUUCCAUUGUCUUCAUUUCCCCCUUCCAGCCUCUCCCUGCUCACGCACCCCUCCCACUCCUCCAAGGAGAUCUCAGCUGAGCUCAUCUGGGGCAGAUGUUUGGGCCGGGAACAAUUUUCCAAGGUUUUGCAGCCAAAUUACCGUUUCAUGUCAUCCAUUUCUUCAAAGCAAAACAUGAAAUGGUUUUAGUUAGAGUCAGACCACACUGAAAAUGCCAGGAGCUGGUACACUGCAGAUGUACUAAGGAGAAAGAACUUGGGAUAUUCCUGACCCAGUCUGGCUUUCUUACAUCCAUAUAUAACAUGAGUGAAAGAUCAGGAGAUGGAGCUCCAGAGACCAUUAUGUGUAGUUCACAGCCUCGGAGCUCAUCACUGCAUGGUUUGAGGGGGUAAGAGAGACGGACGUGUGUGUGUGUGUGU